AUGAUAUUGCUCUGCGCCUUGUUGCAAUUGCCUACUUAUCCUGCUGCAAUGUUUCUUGGUGAUAGUGAUGGAGAGGGGAUGAGUCUUGUAAUGUACUUCAAAGUUUCUGAGAAUUUUGAUAAAGACGUCUCUCCUCAAUUCCAGGACAGCAUCAAGAAAAUGGUUGACGAUGAGACGGAAAAAGUUAAAGGAUUCGCAAAGGACUCCACUACUAAAAGAAACACACCCCUCACUGGUUCAUCAGGUGUACUCAAGUUGAGCAGCCCUGGAAUUCUUGUCCCUGUCGACCAUAAGAACACUACAGGUCUUCCAACACAUCAAAGUUUUGAUUACCCAGGUGAUACAUUAAUACCAGGUAUGAAGCUUGUUAGGAACAAAAUCACAGGUUUUAAUUGGCAUCUUACACCCUGGAAAAGCAUCCAGGAUCCUUCUCAAGGACAUUAUCCAUAUCAACUUGGUCCUUAUGGGCUUCUUAACCGCUCAACUCUUUUCAGGCUGGCAUUAACUCAAGAUGGAUUUGGGCUGAGCUACAUCGGGAGUGAUGGAAACCAAGGUUGGGUUAUUUAUCUAAUAGCAACGACUGAUAUCUGUGACAAAUAUGGAAUAUGUGGUCCGAAUGGUGCAUGUAGUAUUGACAAGUCCCCAAUGUGUGAGAAAGAGCCAACUGAAUUGCAGUGGAGACAUCUUUAA
Messenger RNA from Prunus armeniaca (apricot), 690 nucleotides. The record is from the annotation of a GenBank genome assembly. NCBI's taxonomy places the organism in Eukaryota, Viridiplantae, Streptophyta, Magnoliopsida, Rosales, Rosaceae.